Molecule: messenger RNA, 3328 nt
Organism: Branchiostoma floridae (Florida lancelet)
Lineage: Eukaryota; Metazoa; Chordata; Leptocardii; Amphioxiformes; Branchiostomatidae
Product: short transient receptor potential channel 4-like
Exons: 11
Coding region: 1-2208 (735 amino acids)
Biological process (GO): calcium ion transmembrane transport; manganese ion transport; regulation of cytosolic calcium ion concentration
Cellular component (GO): cation channel complex; membrane
Molecular function (GO): protein binding; inositol 1,4,5 trisphosphate binding; store-operated calcium channel activity
Source: RefSeq, a predicted model, not a curated record
AUGGAGGAAAAUAUAAACCACCUAAACGACAAAAGCGGAGAAGACCCAAGAGCAGCACAGCUGACCUUGGCGGAAAAACAGCUUCUCUCUGCCGCCGCCUCCGGGGACACAGCGUCGGUCACCGGCCUCCUGACUAACGGCGAAGGGAACGUGAACGUGAACUGCAGGGAUGUGCUGGGAAGAUCUGCAGUGGAACUGGCUGUCGAUGCAGGUAAUCUUGAAACCGCAAAAGUGCUGCUGCAGUAUGGCGCCAAGCCGGGGGAGGCGCUGAUGUACGCUGUAGACAAGGAAGACAUGGCUGCGGUUCAGGAGCUCCUGAAAUAUUCCACUCAGAAGGACGGCUCCCCGUCCGCCGCCUUCCCGUCCGAGGUGACGCCGAUUGUUCUCGCCAGUCACAAGAACAGCCUCCCUCUCAUCAAGGUGCUGGUGGACCAGGGACGGUUCAUUCCCGACCCUGGUGUGGUCCUCAGUAAAGAUGACCACGCCCACCAAAACCUGUACCGUGGCCUGGUCAGUCCGUACUACAUCCUCCUGACCAAUGACGACCCUCUCAGUCGGGCCUUCGAGCUAAGCUCGAGAUUGGACGACGUCGGUGCGAGUAAACCCGAAGUUGAAGAAGUCUACGCGGAGAUGGCCGAAGGCUCCCGGAGUUUGAGCGUCGAUCUACUCGACCAAGUUUGGAACCGAGACGAGGCGGCGGCCAUCUUGAACUGUGGAGACGAAGUCUCACCAUUGGUACACGGAGAUGGCUGCCAAAUGAAGCUGUCAAGACUGGACAUGGCUGUAGAUCACGAGCAAAAGAGGUUUGUAGCCCACCAGUGGAGUCAGCGGCUCGUGAACGAGUGCUGGUACGGGGCCGGUAAGUACUUCACACCGACAACCAACAUGGCGGAGUACCUCCGCGGCUUCGUGUUGAUGCUGCUCACACCAAUCCUGGCCCUAAUCUACCUCUUGGCACCCAUGUCUGUCCCGGGGCGCUUCAUCCGCACGCCUGCGGUCAGGUUUGCCAUGUACCUGGCCUCCGUCAUCACCUUUAUCGUCAUCAUCUUGUUGAGGGCAGAAAAUGUCGGUUUUGACGGGCCUGAAGGCGGCCAGCUAGCACCGGAGGGGACUGUACUGGAGUGGCUUAUCUUCGUCUGGAUUCUAGGUAUGCUGUUGGAGGAAGGUCGGCUGAUGGUGAAGAACGGACCUCUCGCCAGUCUGACCGCCAUGGGGAUAAUGACUUGGGUCAUCAUUGUCAUCUACUUAGCCGCCUUCUUCUUACGUAUAGCUUCACACGUUGAGCACGGUGGGCCUAAAUCGCUCUAUCGCUUCUACUGGGCAACAUACGACACGACUCUCAUCGCCGAGGCUCUGACGGCGGUCGGCGGCGUCCUCGCCAUCUUGCGGCUCCUUCCCCUGCUGACCUUUGACCGGUUCCUCGGACCCUUGGCCCUGUCUAUGAGCCACAUGGUCAAGGACAUCGUCAAAUUCUUGAUCAUCUUCUUCAUCGUCAGCAUCGCGUUCUCCGCCGGGCUGAACGAGAUCUACAGCUUCUAUAGUGACGUAGUCGAUAACAUAUGCUUCACACAGCUGGAAAACGCCACCUCACCGCUCAAGAAGACUACUUGUGAAACUUCAAAUGCGUUUGGCGACUUCGAGAGCUCGUUUGAGGAGCUGUUUUGGUCACUGUUUGGACUGGGGAGUAAAGACACUCUAAACCUGGAAGUCAACCCGAAGGCCGUCAGUCCCGGAGAUCCACCUCUACAAGAACAUACCCUGACGAUGUACGUGGGACAGGCGCUGUACGGGCUGUACCUGGUGGUAGCCGUGGUCGUGCUACUCAACAUGCUCAUCGCCAUGAUGAGUAACUCCUACCAACACAUCGCGGACAACGAGACGACUGAGUGGCGAUUCGAAGUGACCAAGUUGAUGCUGCGGUACAUCCGUGACGACACGACUCUACCCGUACCCUUCAACAUCAUCCCAACUCCCAAGUUCAUCUACAACAAAGUCAUCAAGAAGUGCUGCUUACGUCAGCGAUACAAGCGCGAAAUGGAUAACAAGCUGCAAGCCCAAGCAGAAAACAAUCGACGGUACAAGGAGGUCCUAGCCCGCCUGGUCAGACGAUACCUAUUACUCCAUGAGCGAGAGAAGGGUGUCGAGCCGAUCUUUGCAGACUUCACACCUCACGAUCCCGUCACCAUGGCAACUACAACGUACCUUUAAUUUGAUUUGAUAGGUAGGAUUGGUUGGCCUGGAGCUGUUUAGACUCACGUGACCAUGACGUAAAUGUCCGCCAUGUUUGAAUGUUAAAACCGGACGUUGCCAGGUAUGUUUCAAUUUGUAUGUGUAAUUUACACAUGCAAACUCAUAUUGAUCCAAUUGUUCUCGGACUAAUGCGAGACAGAAGGGACAACAAAGGAAAUCAUUUGUGUAAGCUCUGACAAUUUCAGUCAUUCUACCCUUUAGUAUAUGACAAUGCGUCAAUGCCCACAGAGGCAAGGAUGUUGAAUAUCUAGUUUACUUACUUUCGACAAGAAGGUCAUAUGUUCAUGUGUAACGGUUUGUUUGUGUGCUGUAGUUUGUCGUUGAACCACAUAACUCAAGAUAUUAUGAAUUCGUUGUAAUGAACUUUGGUAUGUGUUUAGGUCUUGAUUUGUUCUAGAUAGAUAGAAAGAAAUGUUUUAGAUAGUUGGACCCCCUACAUGUAAAUUAGGUUUGUAAUGCCAGACACGAUAGGUUGCAAAAAGUGUGUAGCUGAAACAGUGUCAUUAAUGCACAAAUGGAAACUCAUAGUACUAUCAUAUUGUUGCCGCUCAUCAUUCUUACUUUGUUUAUCUAUUAUUACAGUUAACUUAUUAGGAGUUAUCGGCACUAAGGAUGAUCAGACGAUAUUUCUUUAAAAAAAAACAAUAUUAUUCAUGUUACCUUAUGUUUAAAUUCUAAAUAUGUAUUCAUAUUACAUCACUUAUAUCUAUUGCAUGUAUCUAAUUUUGUAUCUAUAUUACCUCAUUUAUAUUCAGUGCAUUUAUGUUACCUCACAUCUAUACGUCUAUUUAUCUAUCUAACAGUUCGUGAUAUUUUACAUUGAUUAUAUGAAGAAAUUUUAGCAGUUUUCAAAAUAGCAAUUCGAUAGAUGUACUAUGAGAUCAAGGAUUUAGCGUUUUCUGUAUAUCAUUUCAGGGUUUACUAUGGCGAAAACUAUUGUAUCAUAAUAUGAUGUAUACGUAAGGUGUGGCAUGCAUACUGAACGUGAUUUUAAGGUCCGAUAUCUUGUAUUAGAUUGUUGGAUUGCAAUGAAGGCAACGUUAAGUUGUUAAAAGCACGCAACACAGUUUAUUCAGUA